This is a messenger RNA of Pseudo-nitzschia multistriata, 2183 nucleotides long. The record is from the annotation of a GenBank genome assembly. Lineage: Eukaryota; Bacillariophyta; Bacillariophyceae; Bacillariales; Bacillariaceae.
AGCGGAAACUUCGAAUAGUAAUUCACAGCUGUUCUUACAGUAUUCAAUAUCUUUCGGCAAACAAUUUGUUUGAGAGAGAACUAUCCUUCUUGCAUAMCGACAAAGUAAAAAACUUUGUACUCUACUAAAAAGGAUUAUUUCCUUUUGUAAUCAUCGGUUUUCGUAUUUUCACAAUAUCCUACUUAGCAUGUUUUCCAGCGCGCUUCGAACGCAAUGUUCCCGUCACAUCCGUCUACGAACAUCAAAGUUGUUGAAAAAUGGUUCACGCAGUUUCGCUUCUGUUCCCGAGAUUGACAACCAAACCCGUACGCUUAAAACGACGUUCAACUUAAUCGAUCCGGAAACGAUUGAUCCCCGUCAUCCAUUGACCAAAAUUGUCGCUACGAUCGGCCCGACAUCGGAACAGGCAGAACCUUUGAAAAAGGUUGUCGAAGCUGGAAUGAAAAUUAUGAGGUUGAACUUUUCUCAUGCAACAACCGAAGAAGUCGAGUUGAGAUUGAAGAAUCUUGCGGCCAGUCAGGUAAUAUUUGUGAUGAAUAUCGUUACUUUUGGUGGAUAUAGUCCCUCGAUGUAGGAACUAUUUCUGGAAGACGAUGGACCUUUUUUGUCGUCAAAACGCGUUUCGACUAACACAAUUUUGUUAAUUGUUUGUGAUGACUAAAUACAUGUGGUGAUGCCUUUACGAUGAAUUGGAUACUUCUGAUAAAAUCAGGAUUCGUAUAGUUUCGACGGGCCAAUCAACGCUGUUCAAGAUGUUCGGGCAACUCUUCUUGAUACUAGGGGACCAGAAAUUCGAUCUGGGAAACUAGCUCACGAUGAUUCGGGUCACGAGACCAUUCAACUUGAAAAGGGCGACACAAUUACACUCCAAACUUCGAAGGACUACGCAGAAGCUUCGACGGAUAAAGAUUUGUUUAUCAAUUACGAAAAGCUUCACUUGUGCAUGACUCCAGGCAUGAAAGUCUUGCUGGAUGACGGGGCAGUAAUUCUUACUGUCACAGAACUCAACGACAGCGAUGGAAGCGUAGUGUGCAGCAUCGACAACUCUGGCGAGCUUCGUUCGCGUGCUGGAGUCAACUUACCAGGCGCCGAAACAGACCUACCAGCCAUGUCYGACAAGGACAAGAAAGAUAUCAAGUAUGGGCUAGAAAUCGAUGUCGACUACGUUGCGGCAUCCUUCAUCCAAACUGCAGAAGCUGUUCGAGAAAUUCGAAAUUACAUGAAGCAGUGUUCAGAGGAAAUGGGUAUAGCAGACCGUCCAUUGCCCCUUAUUAUUUCCAAGAUCGAAAGUCAAUCUGCACUCAACCAUUUCGAUGACAUUUUGAAAGAAUCAGACGGCAUCAUGGUGGCAAGAGGCGGUAAGUAACUGCUUUUGGUAGCGACUCUAGAAUGCAUCAGCACUUGUCCGUUACUUCAUAUUCAUGUGCUCCCCUUUGACUAAUCUGAUUGUUUUAUUCGUACCGCUUGAAAGACUUGGGAGUUGAAAUUCCUAUUCAGCAGGUUACCAAUGCUCAAAAGGAGAUGGUUGCUGCAUGCAACGUUGUUGGAAAACCUGUCAUCGUAGCAACACAAAUGCUCGAAUCAAUGGCUAAGAAUCCACGCCCAACACGUGCUGAAGUAUCUGAUGUGACCAAUGCCGUAUACGAUGGGGCUGAUGCUGUGAUGACAAGUGGAGAAACCGCGAAGGGAAAAUAUCCCGACCUAACUAUUGAGACGAUGAAUAAUAUCAUCUUGUCGGCUGAGCACUAUUCCGCAUCUGGUUCGUUAUCCGGUUUGAAUAAUUCCCCAAAUGCACUGCCUUACAUGGGAGACAAAAGUGAUCCCGUGACGGCAGUUGCUGAAGAAGCAGUUGUUGCUAGUUCUGCCAAUGACUGCAGGGCGAUUUUGGUGUUUACGGAGGAUGGCAGGUUGCCUUCAUUGGUAGCAGCAUAUAGGCCAAACUGUCCGAUCAUCAGUUUCUGUUCGACGAGCAAAGUUGCACGGCAGAUGAUUUUGACCAGAGGUAUUUAUCCAGUAGUAGGCUUGCAAAAUGUUGAGAGUGAUGCGGAAAAAAUUGAAGUUGCAUUGAAUGAGAUCAAACGCAUGGGCUUUGUCUCUGAGGGAGACUCUAUUGUAAGCGUCUCUGACACUAGUUGCGAGGUUGCGCAAGUAUAGGAGCGAUGGAAUAUACCUUCAAGAACAUU